AUGUUUUGCCAAUCUUGGGGGAUUAAGCACAGCGUAUCGGCUCCGUAUCACCAGCAGGCGAACGGGAAGGCUGAAUCUGCAGUCAAAAUCACCAAGACACUGUUGAGGAAGGCACAUGAGUCCAAGCAGGAUUUUUGGGAACUCUUGCUUCAGUGGCGAAAUACACCAAACAAAACAGGCAGUUCACCAGCUCAACGGUUGUUCAGUCGACGAACGCGAUUUGGAAUACCGAUGUGUGAAGAAAAGUACUCACCUAAAAUUGAGGAGAAAGUAAAGGAGAAGAUUACGCUGAACCGCCGGAGAGCUAAAGCCUACUACGAUCGCCAAUCUCGCUCGCUACCUGAGUUGGAGAUUGGUCAACCGGUCUUCGUUAAGCUGAAACCAACUGACAAGGAGUGGAAGAAAGGAACGGUUAUCAAUCCAGUAUCAGAUCGAUCAUCAGUAGUUGCAGUAGAGGAUCGAGAAUAUCGUCGUGACAACACGCUGAUCAAAGCAAAGCGUGCAUUUGAAGAACCACCAUUUCCAGUCAAGCAAGAGGAAGGUACUGCACAUAUUGCAGUUUCGACCUCUAAUUCCAGUACACCAGGCAGCGCGUCUUCUAUGGAGGAGACCGCACGUCCCAGGCGUGCUGUCCAGGUUCCCAAGCGGUUCCAAGAUUUCGAAAUGUACUAA
Messenger RNA from Aedes albopictus (Asian tiger mosquito), 672 nucleotides. RefSeq lists its product as uncharacterized. The record is from RefSeq and is a predicted model, not a curated record. The coding region runs from base 1 to 672 and encodes 223 amino acids. Gene Ontology annotation, molecular function: nucleic acid binding. The transcript has a single exon. NCBI's taxonomy places the organism in Eukaryota, Metazoa, Arthropoda, Insecta, Diptera, Culicidae.